Trichoderma gamsii is the source of this 1947-nucleotide messenger RNA. Its product is annotated as heterokaryon incompatibility protein. The transcript is spliced from 4 exons. NCBI's taxonomy places the organism in Eukaryota, Fungi, Ascomycota, Sordariomycetes, Hypocreales, Hypocreaceae. The record is from RefSeq and is a predicted model, not a curated record. Bases 1 to 1947 code for a protein of 648 amino acids.
AUGAACGCUGAAGACGGUGCAAAGCCCUGGGAGCAGUGUCCUCACUGCAAAGAGAUAUUCGGCCCGGUAUACGACAAGCGGGUUAAGCUGUCAAGCUUCGUGGCGUCCAAGUGUGCAAGAUGCUGGGCAGUGAGGGAAAUUCUUUCGUGCGUAACAGACACCGCGAACCCAGGGACGGAACUGGUUGGUAGUAUCUGGCAUGACAACACGUUGGAGAUUGGCGUCAUCGCACCAGAGGACAGCUUUGAGACAGCAAAAGGAUAUAAAAUAUACAUUGUUGCUGAUUCUGAAAAGUACGCCAGGUCGGACUCUAGGCUAGGAAUACCCAUUGCCUACACGCCUACACAUAGAGACUACCGCCCAAUAAAGGACUCCGACGCAGAACGCAUUUCCGUAGCCAAGGGAUGGCUUGCAGAUUGCGUGGCUUCGCACGAUAUUUGCAAUGCAGAGCAUCAAGAAUAUGAAUGGCCUAGGCGCGUUCUUGAUAUCUCACAGGGUGAUGUGGUACGGCUGGUCAGCAUGGAACACCCUCCCCCCGGAGCAACAUAUGUCGCUCUCAGUUACUGUUGGGGGCGGAGAGGCGGCAACCUGUGCACAUACGAGAGCAACUUGGCUCAGCAUAUAAAAGGCAUUCCCUUGACAUCCCUUCCUCAAACUAUCAGGGACAUUGUCUCUGUCUGCAAGCAGCUCGGGCAGCAGUAUCUGUGGGUCGAUGCCUUGUGCAUCAUCCAGGAUGACCCAGCCGACAAGAUGGCUCAGAUACCGCUGAUGGCAGACAUUUAUUCGGGAGCGCUCCUGGUCAUCUCUGCUGCAGGCACCGCUGAUGUUCUAGAAGGCUGUCCACUUGGGCCACCUGAGUUGCAGCCUAUCCAGCCAAAGGUGUUCGAGUUGGAGUAUCCCCAACAUAUAGAAGCAGACUCCAAGAAUACAACAGCCGGCAAAGUAACGGUAGUCAUAGAGCGGAUGGAGCACGAGCGUUGUCGACGCCUGCCGGGCCACUGGGCGCGCGAGACAUUCGACCAGGACGGCGUGGAUCUGCUAAACACCAUCGAAGACCGCGCAUGGACGUUCCAAGAACGUUUCCUGGCUAAGAGAGCUCUUUAUACCGGCAAAGGCGAGCUAUCGUGGACUGAGGACGGCGACCGCGUGUUUAACCAUCGAUCCUGCAUCGGCCAUGUCUCUACAAAGAGGCUGUUCUCCGAUUCAAACAAGGACCUUUACAAGACCUUUUCGUAUCUGUGGACCGAGAUCGUCACAAUGUACUCUGCGCGUCUGCUAACGCAGUUCACAGACCGCGUCGCAGCACUCGAGGGUUUGUCUGCGGCUUUCAGCAGACGAUGGCCUGACGUUUAUGCAAGAAAAGACUAUGUCUUUGGGUGCUGGGAACCUUUCCUGAGGGACCUUUUAGUCUGGUCUGUUCUCCGGAGAGGAACCGGUUUCCGAGAAUAUAAAGAGAGGCCUCUUCCCAUCCCGGGCAUGGCCGUCAAGCGGGAGGGCUGUAAGCUUUACGAGCUGGGUGUGCGAGGCCAGCCGGCUGACGAAGUAUUCGGCAGUGGAAAGGGAACAAUGACGAUACGGGCUCCUUUGAUUGCUUGCACAGGAGAAGUACCCGUAUUCGACGAUGGCAGCCAAGGAGAUGACGUUGUCUAUAUGGCCCUAGAUGCCAAACUGCCUUUUCUAAAGGGAUACCCAUCCCUUGACGAUCCAAGUCAAAAAGAGGAAUGGAAGACGGUGACGCACAUGAUUUUGCUCGCGAGUUACCCAUUCACGCCGCAAGGCUCGUCGCGUCCAUUGUCGUUUGCUCUCCUCUGCGUCGCUCCUGUCCCAGGCAAAGAUGAGUUUCGCCGCAUUGGUAUGAUGACAACUGUGCGACCAAAAAGAACGUUUGAGGCACAUGAGUUCGAUGAGCUGCUUUUGCCGCAUAUGUCUGAUGUUAAACUUGUAUAA